CUGAGAGAUGUACCCGUCAACUGGAGGCGAGAAGGAAGUUCCAAACAAUCUGUGGGACUAAAAGGCACCUUUACCCUGACCCCUCUACUUAUCAAAGAGUGUGAUCUGGAGAUGGACUUCCAAAACUGCUACCUUUGCGUGCGAUUGGAAGAACUGCCAGCAGAAAAGACACAAAACCUUUCUGAUUUGCAGAGCUACACAUGGGUGGCCCACGGCCUAACACAAGUCACCAGUUCCAUCGUUAAAGAUAAAGGUGGUCAUGUUGACUUUCAGUUACACCAGUGUAACAUGCAUGAAGUUCCUGAGAAAGCCCUGAGAUCUACAGACCCCUUUACCAUGGAGAUCAUACCUAAGCUAUUGCCGGACAUACGGAAGGAAAGGGCUGUUAAAGAACUGAAUAAAGCAUCUGCACUCACAAAGAGUAUUGCGCUUGGAAAGCAGGUUCCUGAUGUAGUCAUGAACACAAAGUUUAAAAAUCAGGCGUCGUUUGCCAUCCCGGAGAAACCCCGUCCACUCAAUAGAAGUCAGAACAGAAGCCGUGCGCAAAGCCUUAACUCAGCCUUUCACCCUUAUCCAAGGACCCCCUGG
Messenger RNA from Staurois parvus, 588 nucleotides. Lineage: Eukaryota; Metazoa; Chordata; Amphibia; Anura; Ranidae. The record is from the annotation of a GenBank genome assembly.